GUUUCUGAUCCCGCCCUUCUGUUGAAAGAUCUCAAAUUUCCCGUAAAACUACCCCAAUCACGAAAUUCUCCUAUUGUUACCAGUUAUGAAUAUGUGAUUUAUAGUUACAGAUUCCUAAUUUGGCUUAAAUUUGGUAUAUAUAGUUGAUUAGGUAAAAUGAAAUUCUUCGCAGGCAUACAAUGUUGUUUUCUUUCUUUACUUAAAUCCAUUUCUUUUGGUUCAAACUGGAAAAAUACCCUAAUUCAGGGUAGUUUUACAUAUGUCGGUCGUGCGAAUGCAGUGACAGAUGAUAAGCAGACCCGCUUACAUUCUCGCAAAAAUGGGCGCAUUUGUGCUAAUGAUGACGCUUUUUGUGACUGGUGGUUUUGGUACAAGAGUUUCAGAUAAAAUAUAUGAAGACAUUCAAGGUAACAUGGCCUGUUUUAAACGCUUCAAUGGAACUCAUGAAGUUGGCUGUACGUCCGAUUAUUUCGGCAAUGUAGGCGUUUUGUAUAUCCCAAAAGACGUGAGCGACGUUCACUGGGCGGUAACAAGUGGACCUCAUGAUUCCUACAUUCUAGCAGUGGAGCCUGAACUCUUUACUCGUCAAGUGUUGAUGAUAGCCAAAAAUUCGUCUAAUGUUAGAGGCAUUAUUGUUCUACAUUCAGAAGAUGCCAAUAUUCCCAAAGAAGAGUCACCAGCUGAUACAUGCCCCUCCCAUGAAUAUGGCUUGUACAAUCAUUCAUCUUCAUCUAAAUAUGCAAAUUAUUGUCCAUCAACUGAAGCUUGGAAUGCCAUUGGAAACUCAUUACUAUUUGAAUCUUUUAAUUUCCCAGUGUUUUUGAUAAUGGAAAAUCAGUCCAUAACUUCCAUCAAGAACUGUUAUGAAGAAUUCAGUAUGAUUGAUUCAAACUCAAAGCAACUACAAGAUUGGCCCCUCUGUGCUCUACAGUUACACUCUAAUAUGUUUGGCACAACCAAUACUGAGGUAUGCCUUAGAAGGAAGAACAACAAUGUCUUACAACCUGUGAAUUACUGUGAUCCUAUUCAUGAUUAUAAUAUUGUAGCAAGUUUGCUGCCUAUGGAAGGAGACCUGCAAGAUUCAUCUGUUAUUGUUGUUGCUGCUCGUGCUGAUGCUGCAUCCAUGUUUGAUAACAUAUCUCCUGGCGCUGAUGCUGCCGUUACUGGACUCAUCACACUCUUGGCUGUGGCUGAAGCAUUGGGUCGCCAACAAGGAACUGCCACAAUGAGAAAAAAUGUUAUGUUUGUUCUCUUUGAAGGUGAAACUUGGGAUUAUCUUGGCUCUACCACUAUGACUUAUGAUAUGAGCAAUGGAAAUUUUCCUUUUACACCUCGAGAUGAAACUGAUCAAGUUAGCCAAUUCAAUUUUACUCACAUUGACUUCUUUCUUGAACUAUCUCAAUUGGGUAUUCACAAAGGGGCAGAAGAAACUCUUUUGUACUUGUAUAAUGAUCCCAUCAGUAAUGAAAUCCCAUCUUUAUCUGCAUUGAAUAAAAAGAUUUAUGAUGUUUUGAAAGAGAAAAGCAAGAAGUUCAAUGUAACGGUUGAUAAGCCUGUGGAUCAAAAUUCAGCCGAUUUUCCUCUUCCUCCUUCAAGUUUUCAAAGUUUCCUAAAACAUUCAAAUAUGUCUGGAGCAGUAUUAAGUGACCAUGCUGGAAAGUUUUCCAACAAUUACUAUCAAAGUUAUCUUGAUGACUACAAAAAUGUUAAAUUCUUUGGGAAUGUUAAUGGCACUUAUGAUUCAGACAUGCUGCACAUUCACAUUGCUCGCAUAGCCUCUACUGUGGCUUCAGCUGUGUUUUCACUUGCAGCUGAGGACGCAAGUUCUUCAUCAGAUGUAAAGGCUGAUGAAAUGCUCAUUUCAGAUUUACUUGUGUGCUUCCUUCGUAACGUAAAUUGCACAUUGUUCAGAGAGCAUGCAGGGCGUACUCUCCAGCUGUACCCUGGCUACUUUCAAGAACAGCCUGCAAAAAUGUAUACUAGUGUUUAUAGAGGAGAAGAUAUCCUAACAAACAUCACUCUAUACCUUAUGGGGCAUUUCUUAGGCACUGAAAUCAAUGAAGGAAAAAAUGAAUGCUGGUCUAAUAUUACAUCUGCUAUCCAGAAAUUCUACUUGCCACUUAUUGGAGAAAAUGGCACCUGCUUUAGUUCAACUGCCAGACUUCACAGUGCUGAUAGCCCUGCUUUUACUAUUCCUGGUUAUGAUUUUGGUUCAGGACAAUAUCCUUCAUGGACUGAAUCUGGAUGGUCUGUGACCAAAAUUAGAUUAUUUCUGAAGCCAAAUCCUGCAGAAGAAAUUGCAUUGAUAGUUAGUGGGGUUUUCUUGAUAUUAGCUACAGGAAUUGUGUCAUAUUGGGCACACAAGAGAUCUGAGACAUUGUUUGUGAGAUUGCCUGAACCUGCUUUCUGUUGAUGAUGACUGCCUCUAUUUCUCAUAUCUAUUGCUCUAGUUGUAAAUAAUUCAAUUUGCUUCCUCAUUCAGCAUUAUAUUUCAUUGAUGUGGACCUGAAUUUGUCUCAAGAUAAUUUCCAAGUUCUUGCAUGAUGAAUAGUAUCAGAGAUGCAGUAAUAAAUGAUGUACCAUGUUAUGAUACAAGCCAAUAAAAUAUAUCUAUACAUUGAAUGAAGACAACCUAGAAUUGGCUCUAGUUAUUCACAUUGUGUCAUAAGGCUCAGGGCUCUGCGCCCUGCGGUCAAUAUUGCCUCUAAAUCUGAACAUGAUUUUUUUUCAAACUCUGUUAUUAUUAUUAUUUUUUUUGCCUUGAAUGAAUUUUGAACCAUUUCUCAUGCAAAAAUUGAGCUCUCUUAACAGUUAUCAAUAAUUCAAUGUAUUCUUUGUUUUACAUUGUGGUAGUAUUUAUGAAAAUAUUUAAAUCCCAUAACCAGGGAAUUACCAAAGACUUGGUUAGGAUUGACUAAGGAAUUCUUGCCACCUAAAUUGUUAUUUGUAUCCCAAUUAUCUAUGGAUAUAUUUUUUCAAAUCAUUCUUUAACCUAAGGAGACUAACAAAAACUCUAACAUAGGAAAUGUUCUCCCACUCCGCAUCCCAAUUUUGAGGGUUGUAUAUAAAUAGGCUUUGGGAAAAAUUAUGAUAUAAUUGAUUAAUUUUGAUGUGACUUUUAAUGAAAUGCAGAAUCCUCUGCUUUACAUCUGAACACUGAAUCUGCUAGAACAAAAGUUUUAAUAUCUUGUGACCAAUCCCACUGUCUUAUAAAGUUGCCAUUUUAUAUAUCAAACAAAGAAAAAAAAUUGCCUGUUGAAAGGAGGGUGUAUUGAAUUUCUCUGCUGUUGCAAAAAUUUCACUUGUAUGUUAUAUUGAUUUGUAUUCCCUAUGUGCUUUGAACAUUUGCUAUAUGUAUUUAGAAUUCAUUUUAUUAUAGGACCUGUUGCAAAUGGAAGGGAGUGUCCAAUAUGUUAUUUCCUGAUAAUAUCAUGCUAUCAUGUGUAAUUAUUGGGGUAUGAACUCUUGAGUUAAAUCUGUUAACUAUACAUACCAAACUUCUCUGAUAAAGAUGUGUUAUGCUAACAUAAGGUGUGACUAGUUUCAAAUUAGUUUCAACUGACAUCAUUCUACCCUGGAUGGUUUUCAAGUCAUCUUCUGAAGGUUUUCAUUGCGUCUCUCUUAUGCACAUUUAUACAUUUUAUAUAUCAUUGAAUUUGGUUUGUGUUUCUAUUCUUUGUACAGUAUAGAAUUAUUUCAUCAUGUGUGUUAUGGGACACCAUAAACAAUUUAUUUUGAUCAUUCAUAUUUAUAAGGAAAUGAUCUCUUUUAGUUAGUACAUAUUUCUUUACUUUUUGGCUUUACUGAUAACAUUAUAGAUUUUUAGUAGAUAUUUCUUUCAUUAUAACAUAUUUACUUAUGCAACUACUUUUACUCAUAUGACUUUGUCAUUUCAUUUAUGUAUGCUUUCCUAUAAGCUUUUAUGGUGAUUAUUGCAUUAUUUUACUGAUUCAGUUCCCCCACUACAUUGGCAAACAUUCUCUAAGAAAGACAGGUUUGUUCCUUGAGACAAUGUAUCUCUCUUUAUACAGAUUAAAAAAUACUUGUAUUAUAUCAUUUUGCUUUCAUUAGUGUUCUGUAAUCACUUGACAUUGCCAAAAUAUGCACUUAAAUUGGAUCUGCAGAAUUUGCAGAAAUAAGUUGAUUUUGCUUUUUAGGUUUUUAAUAAUAGCUUACACUGCCUGUAAGUAAAUGAUAUCAUGCAACAAUUACAUUCCAAGAUCUGUGACAAAAAAUAGCUCUGCUCUGAAUGAAGAAAAGGUCUCUAUUUUGAUGUAUUGAUUAAUAGCAGUACUAUUAUAAUUUAAUUGUUAUAAUCCGCAAUUGUUGUUCUAAAGGAGAUGGGUUUUUGUCCCCUUUUAAGCCUAUUUUUUUGCAUAGUAGUUGAUUAAAAAUUUGCAUCCCUAGUUACCAGGAUCAUAUUGUUCUAAUAUAUACAUAUAAAUGGAAAAUGAUGCUUUUCUUGUCAUACCCCUCACUUUAUAUUUAUAUAUAUAGGUAUAUAUGACCUGAGGUUGGUUUGGCAUGUUCAAGAAGAUUAUGUAAUGAGGUACAGCAUGUUGGUUUAUCCAGUGUCAUUUGAAGAUUAUAUACGACUUACAGUUUAUGGAAAUAAAGGUCAUAGUAUGAGGUUAAACACUUUCUGUCAUAGGCUCACAACUCUAAUGGGAUUGAGUCUUAACAUAUCUGCAACUAUGCUCUGUCCUGAAUCUAGUUGACUUUACUAUCCUUUAACAUGGAUAGGAGUGAGGGUUUAUAUAUGGCUAUUCUCACCCAAGACGGCAGUUACUUGUUAAGCACAGUGUUUUUUAGCAUGUGCAGUGCAUAGCAGACAUCACAAGGACAUAAGUUGCUACCAGAUAAAUAGGAAUAAUGUAUUGUUGGAAUAAUGUAUUGUUCCAACAAUACAUUCUAGUAGCUGAUCAUCUUCUUUCUUCCCCAUCAGUUUUUUGUCACUCUAUGAGUCUGAGGAAUUAUUAUUAUUAUUAUUAUUCCACGAAGAGAUUGUCGUGGCGUCUCGUUCAGAUCGAACUUCGAGGGCACGUUAAUACAUUGCACUUCACUUGGCUUCACUUCCCUGCCAAUUUUUAAUUGUUAUUACACACUCAGGCACCAAUUGUCAGGUUACUGGUUUUGGUGUCAACCCAAUUGUUACUUGAUAAGUUGAUCAAUACAAGAUCUUCAAAUCAAUAGUAGAAAAACCUGAGGGGUUUUGGUUCAUUUGAUGAAUGUCCAAAUAACAUAUUAGUGUAGAUUCAUUGGCCAGGGAAGGAUAAUAACGAGACGUGUAUCUAAGAGUAAAUAUUACAGAUAGGUUUACAAGAUAUACCAGAUAGAAGUUACAGGAUCAAAGCACAGUCUGUGCAGUAGUUUUGGAGAUAGAGUAUUACGACACUGCGUGUUGGUCUGAGUGCCUGAGUCUAAGAUGUUGUGAGCACAUCUAGAGUUAGCUGCGUGCCUGCAGCUGUCUGCCUAUGGACUGACUGGCAGUUGGCUUGAUGAGCUUAUAUAAGCAAAGACCUGUGAAUAGUGACAUCACAGAAGGUGACGUUAGAGAGACUAAUGACAUCAUGGGUGAUGACACUCUGACAAGAGAGUAUAGAUGAGGAAGAUUUCAUGGACAUAUCCCAAUUGAGGAAAUUAUAUCCCAACAAGGAAAUUUUUAAUGAAGACAUCCAAGGUUGAAUGACAUUGACUAUCAUCACCUGACAUAAAAUGUUCGAGGUCAUUCUUUAACACAAGAAAGUUCUAGUUCAUUCAAUUUUAGAAAUUAUAAAUGGUUGCCACAAUCUCGUGUAAUUUCUGUGCCCAGGUGACUGAUAUAAAUGUAUAUGAAGUAUAUUUAUCUGAAAAAAGGCUAAAUUGAUGAUUUUUGUCAUAAUCGUCAAAAUUUUAUGCUUAUUAUUUUUUUCCUUCUGUUUUUCUUUCUCAAUUCAUGAGCCAACAAUGUAAUUGAGUGAGCCAAGGUUCACCCAAAUUGGUAAUAAUGCUUUACAUUUUGGUUUUAUGUAAAGCUUUUAAUAACAUAAAGUUUGUUGUACGUGUAAGAAUAUUUAGGUUUAUGCUCCUAAAUUCAUUUUAAGAUUAUUUAUAUUAUUUAUAUUUCAAUUAUAGAUUGUCACUGAUUCUCAAACACUAGACUGGAUUGCAAAUGCAAAUAAGAUAAGAAAAUUUUAAAUGUUCAUACUAAUAAUCAUGUGUUUGCCUUCCUCGCUGUGUCUCAAUCUCAAGUUUUGCAUCUGAUCCACAAGCAAAAAACAAUUGUAAAUAUUUUGUAAAAAUAUGUAUCAUUAAUGAAAAUUCUCUUAUUUGUGCCUAGAAUUGAACUGGAUAUUUCCAGUGCUGUGUAUGUCUAUCCUUGAUGCAAAAUAAGUUGCAUCCACUUGUACAUAUUGCCCACUAAUUCUUUAAAUAAAAUUCGUUUUACAA
Hyalella azteca is the source of this 6429-nucleotide messenger RNA. RefSeq names its product nicastrin (gene Nct). Gene Ontology annotation, biological process: protein processing; Notch receptor processing. Lineage: Eukaryota; Metazoa; Arthropoda; Malacostraca; Amphipoda; Hyalellidae. The transcript has a single exon. Bases 287 to 2413 code for a protein of 708 amino acids. Gene Ontology annotation, cellular component: membrane. The record is from RefSeq and is a predicted model, not a curated record.